This is a messenger RNA of Mesorhabditis belari, 1305 nucleotides long. Lineage: Eukaryota; Metazoa; Nematoda; Chromadorea; Rhabditida; Rhabditidae. The record is from the annotation of a GenBank genome assembly.
AUGGAACCACAACAUCUCGGUCUAGCAAUGAUACAUCAACACGAUCAGAUUGGCUCCAUUCGCCAAAUUCGUCCAUGUCUCCGCCUCAAUUCGAUCGAUGAUCGUCCACUUCCGCUACAUCUCGGGAUGUACGAAGCGGGACAACGACCUCGAGUCUCGAGGAAUCGGACAAUAAGUGAAUCGGUGCUUGGCCCUCACAAUUCAUUGCACGGAAUCGGGGCAAACAAUCGAUCGAAUCCCAUUCAUCGGACACCGCGACAACAGCAACAACUCCAGCCACCGCCAACCGUUCAUCUGCCAAUGCACAGCCCACAGCAUCUGACCGCCUCGUACUACUGUGCAGACAAGUUGACCUUGCAAGGAAAACCGAUUCCCGGAAACAGCUCUUCAGGUGGUUCAGGCCACUCAGGCUCACCCGCCGGACUCCCGGAGGCGCAGCAACAAUUCCGCGAAGUCUUCACCUCGCCAGCUCCCUGCUCAUCGGAGAUGGAUCAAUUGGUAUGUGGCUCGUCGAAAGGAUCCAUUCCCAGUGCCGAUAAUCCGGAUUUCUACCAAAAAGAUCGCAAAAAGAAGGACAUUCACAAUAGGAUUGAACGCGAUCGUCGCAAUAAUAUUAACGACCGAAUCAAAGAAUUAGGGCUUUUGUUGCCUAAAGGAGCCUCCAAAGAGAUGAAGCUGGACAAAGGGACGAUUCUCAAAGCAUCUUGUGACUACAUUCGAAAGUUGCAAAAGGAUCGAGAUGAACUCAAGGAGAUCUUGGCGAAGAAUGGCCUCAAGGCGCCCACCAAAGUUCUUCCUACACUCCCAGCCCCUGGAUCAAUCAAACAGGAGAUCGAAGAGAGUCCAAAUGAAACCCCAUGCGGAUCACUUGUAAGCGAUUGCUCAACUCUUCUCAUGACUCCCCUCGAAAAGACACACAAUCAAUCGGCUCCCGAUUGGUCCUCAUCGGGUUUUAUGUCACAACUCUCUGACACGACGUCUGCGAUGGCGAUCGCCUCCCCGCUAGGAUGUAUUCACCAUGGGUCCGAUCAAUUCUUUGGCUCAAGUCCACAAGGUUAUCAGACGCCACAAUGGAGCCCCGACAGUCAAAGGAUGCACCACGGGCCAUUCCCCGAUUUGAUCACGGAGUGGUGUCUUGAGAACAAUCCACUCCUCCACUCGGACCCGUUAAUGUCACAAGCCGGAGGCCCAUCGUCAAACCUUGCCGUCAGCCAGAUGAGCCAUGGUCUCUCGUGGAAUCCCACAAAUUUCAGUCCCGACCCGAACACCGUAUCGAUGCACGCCAAUCACAAUAUGGACUAUUCA